AUGACCUUCUUGAGCAGCUUUAACUGCUUGGCCACCCAUUUCAAGGGCAGAGCAAAAACGGUUCUGCAGAUGAAUGUCAGUGUGAAUGAGAAGCACGAUGCAGCAAAAAGCUCUCAAAGGCCAAGAAAACUACUCACGAUAAAGUCAGAAGCUUUGAUCUCCAUGAACCAGUUCUUGGGGAUCUCCAGUUUCUCAGCUAUGAGCCCAAUCGCUUGUGAAACCUGCGCAAUCGGGACUCCAUUGGCAACAGAGGAUAUUUCUACACGAAAACAAAAAGAGGAUUCAACUACAAUGGCGUCAAGAAAAGACACAGAGUCAGUCUUUCACGUUUCAAACUAUAUGUAUACCUUUCAGAGAAUGAGUCAUGUCCUCUAUUCGACAGGCAAUGUAGAUACUAGCAGCACGAAACGCAAUUCGUUCCUUUUCUUUGCAUUGAUUCUCCACUUUCUUAUAAAUCUCAUUAGCCUUAUCCUACAGAUCAAGAAAUACUCCAGUUUCAAUCUUUGUCUCUAUCAUAACUAG
Thlaspi arvense is the source of this 522-nucleotide messenger RNA. The record is from the annotation of a GenBank genome assembly. NCBI's taxonomy places the organism in Eukaryota, Viridiplantae, Streptophyta, Magnoliopsida, Brassicales, Brassicaceae.